GUCCCCAUCAGAGUGCCCCUUACAUCAGGUGUCCCCAUCAGAGUCCCUCAGUCCCCCCUUAACAUCAGGUGUCCCCAUCAGAGUGCCCCUUACAUCAGGUGUCCCCAUCAGAGUCCCUCCUUACAUCAGGUGUCCCCAUCAGAGUGCCCCUUACAUCAGGUGUCCCCAUCAGAGUCCCUCCUUACAUCAGGUGUCCCCAUCAGAGUGCCUACAUCAGGUGUCCCCAUCAGAGUCCCUCCUUACAUCAGGUGUCCCCAUCAGAGUGCCCCUUACAUCAGGUGUCCCCAUCAGAGUGCCCCUUACAUCAGGUGUCCCUAUCAGAGUGAACCUUACAUCAGGUGUCCCCAUCAGAGUCCCUCCUUAAAUUAGGUG
Molecule: messenger RNA, 372 nt
Organism: Staurois parvus
Lineage: Eukaryota; Metazoa; Chordata; Amphibia; Anura; Ranidae
Source: the annotation of a GenBank genome assembly